Molecule: messenger RNA, 1545 nt
Organism: Apiotrichum porosum
Lineage: Eukaryota; Fungi; Basidiomycota; Tremellomycetes; Trichosporonales; Trichosporonaceae
Exons: 5
Coding region: 1-1545 (514 amino acids)
Biological process (GO): acyl-CoA metabolic process
Cellular component (GO): mitochondrion
Molecular function (GO): fatty acyl-CoA hydrolase activity
Source: RefSeq, a predicted model, not a curated record
AUGUCUGCUGCUCGCAGUGCAGGCGCUGCCCCUCGCGCAGCCCACUUCUCCACUUGCAACAAGUUGCCAUUCUUCGGCGCCGUCAAUGCCGCCAGCUCGAGCGCACCUCGUCCCCCCCACUAUACGCCGGCCUCGAUGCGCAAUGCAGCCAGCCAGGCUCAGGCCAGGAAGCAGCUCGUCACUCUGACCGAGAUUGACAGGCUGCUCACCCACAUUGCCCACUCGGCCAACGCGGGCACCAAGAAGUCGGACACCCCGAUGGUCAUGCGCGCUCACCCGAUCCCGUGGAUGCAGGCCGGCUGCGGCGCUCCCGAGCUCGAGACCGCGGCUAGCAAGUCUCCGCAAGGCCCGCCUCUCACCCAAAAGGAAAAGGACGAGCUCAUCGAGCCCAAGCACAUGUCGGCCUCGUACACCAGCUUUGACCUGCCGCUCGCCACCGACCCAAAGCUGUACGACCAGUAUGUCAACUUUUCGGGUGGUUUCCGCAUGGGCAAGCUCCUUGAGAACCUUGACUCGCUCGCUGGCGCCGUCGCGUACCGCCACUGCCUGGCCAAUGCCCCGCCUGCGGACGGCAAGGCGACUGAGAACUUCCACCAGAUGGCCAACCGCGCCGGCAUCUACCUCGCCACUGCCAGUGCCGACCGUCUGGACAUGUUUGGCAAGCUCAACCACGAGAACGUCCGUGACCUGAAGUUUUCGGGCUUUGUGACGUGGACCGGAAACUCGUCCAUGGAGGUCUUUGUCAAGAUGGAAGGCAGGCGACCCGGUGCCGACCAGAGCGACACGCUCAUGCUGGGCCGUUUCUCCAUGGUGUGCCGUGACUCGCACACCCACAAGGCGCGCAAGGUGCCACCUCUCAUUGUGGACACCCCCGAGGAGAAGAUGCUCUGGGACAUUGGCCAGGAGCACAAGGAGCAGCGCCACGAGUUCCUCCAGGCGUCGCUGGACAAGAAGCCGCCCACGUCGGACGAAGUGGCCGACCUGCACAAGUUUAUGCUCGACGUGCGCGACAAGAAGGAGUGGCACGGCGAGACCAUUGUGCCCAUGUCCGAGACGGUCACCCAGUCGGUCCAGCUCAUGUUCCCCCAGGAGCGCAACCUCCACGGCAAGGUGUUUGGUGGUUUCCUCAUGCGUAUGGCGUUUGAGCUGUGUUUCACCAACGCUGCCAUCUUUGCGCAGCGUCCGAUGCGCUUCCUCUCGCUCGACCAGAUCACCUUCCGCCUCCCCGUGCCCAUUGGCGCCGUUGUCCGCCUCACUUCCAAGGUCGUCAAGACCACCCAGCCCCAGGACGGACCCUAUGGCGAGGCCAAGGCACACAUCAUGGUCACGGCCGAGGUCGACGACAUUGCCUCGGGCACGCGCCAGGAGACCAACACGUUCUACUUUACCAUGGGCCUCGAGGACGGCAGCCUCAUUGGCCGCACCGUUGUUCCCGAGUUGUACGACGAGGCCAUGGACUUCCUCGAGGGCGAGCGCCGUCUGGCAAUCGGCCAGGAGAUGCGCAGGCUCUACGAUGCGGACAAGGUCAUGGCAGACGACGCUUGA